UAUGCGCAAAGAUUGCGCAGUGCUGUUGCCCUAGAACAUAAACCUCCCAGCCUGUAUGUCUAUGGGUGUGUCUACGUCCUUUAGUUCACCCGAAGGUACGUCUGGAGUGAAUAUUGUCGUUGAAGAACAUCCGCAGUCAUGAGUUACGCCAUGUCCACUACAGUAGCUGUGACCGCUGGAGUGGUGCUGGUCUCAACAGCAGGUGUCCUGGGUUAUCUUUACCUAAACAGGAAAAGGAAACCACAGAUUACCUUGAUUAAUCCCUCUGAAAAAUACAAAUUGAGACUCGUAGACAAAGAGAUCAUAAGUCAUGAUACCCGGAGAUUUCGGUUUGCCCUGCCAAGCCCAGAGCAUAUUUUGGGAUUACCAGUAGGCAAGCAUGUUUAUCUCUCCGCCCGGAUUGAUGGUAAUUUGAUUGUGCGUCCCUACACACCAGUGUCCAGCGAUGAUGACAAAGGAUUUGUUGACCUAGUUGUUAAGAUUUAUUUCAAGAAUGUGCACCCAAAGUUUCCUGAAGGGGGAAAGAUGUCCCAGUACCUGGAGAGUUUGAGGAUUGGAGACUUGAUAGAUUUCAGAGGACCAGGAGGUUUGCUGGAGUACAAGGGACAAGGUCGGUUUGCCAUACAGGCUGAUAAGAAGGCCCCUGCUGAGAUCAAGACGGCAAGAACGUUGGGUCUUAUAGCUGGAGGAACAGGCAUUACUCCUAUGUUGCAACUGAUCCGGGAUAUUAUCAAGAACCCAAAUGACACAACUACCUGCAGCCUGCUGUUUGCUAACCAGACUGAGAAGGACAUUCUGCUGAAGGAUGAUCUGGAGGAGAUUCAGGCAAGGCAUCCAGAUCGCCUUAAACUCUGGUUAACUGUGGACAGAGCACCUGCAGAAUGGAAAUACAGCCAGGGCUUCAUCAAUGCUGAGAUGAUACAGGAGCAUCUACCAAAACCCAGUGAUGACUGUAUGAUCCUCAUGUGCGGACCACCUCCCAUGAUCCAGUUUGCUUGUAAUCCCAACCUGGACAAGCUGGGCUACCGGCAGAGCCAACGCUUUGCCUAUUAGACCUGUCUUGAUGUUCAGGGCCCAGGCCACAAAUUACUCCAAAGAUGCUGACACUGAGUUGCAUUCGCCAAAUCCUGCAGUCACACAAUUAUAUUAAAGCAAAUAUGUUAUUACAAAUGUGGUCUUGUAUAGUACAUCAACUAUUUAUGAAGGCUAUAUAAUCUAUAUUGAACGUUUAAGUGCUUGCCUAUCUAAAGGUUUCUGAUCCAUCAUAUUAAAAGUCUUUAAUUCUGUAAUUCAGUGCAGGGAUAGUGCUCUCUCCUGAGGCUUGAUAUUCACCAUUGUGGCUUGGGUUCAGAAUAAAAUGCUAAGCACUUAAAAAUGCACCAGUGUGUAUUGAGAUACCUGCCACUGAAUUUAUUGCUGAAUAUUAUAAUCAUGUGCCUGUCACUUUGAGUUGUAUUAAUAUUUGUUGUGUGUGUAAAAUGUUAUGCAUUUGCCAUCACUGAAGUAUUUUUGUAUGUAUGCUGCACUCCAUAUGUUUAAUUGAAUUUAAAUGCACUGAACUUGUUUUAUACGUAAUGCACUAAAGAGGAAACAACAAAAAAUGUGUAUUAAAGUUCUUUGCAUCUGCA
Messenger RNA from Xyrauchen texanus (razorback sucker), 1628 nucleotides. Its product is annotated as NADH-cytochrome b5 reductase 3-like. Gene Ontology annotation, cellular component: mitochondrion. The record is from RefSeq and is a predicted model, not a curated record. The transcript has 9 exons. Lineage: Eukaryota; Metazoa; Chordata; Actinopteri; Cypriniformes; Catostomidae. Bases 139 to 1053 code for a protein of 304 amino acids. Gene Ontology annotation, molecular function: oxidoreductase activity; FAD binding.